Condylura cristata (star-nosed mole) is the source of this 2659-nucleotide messenger RNA. It is a transcript of the gene NEK6, whose product is annotated as NIMA-related kinase 6. Gene Ontology annotation, molecular function: protein kinase activity; ATP binding. NCBI's taxonomy places the organism in Eukaryota, Metazoa, Chordata, Mammalia, Eulipotyphla, Talpidae. The coding region runs from base 303 to 1328 and encodes 341 amino acids. The record is from RefSeq and is a predicted model, not a curated record. Gene Ontology annotation, biological process: protein phosphorylation. The transcript is spliced from 10 exons.
GCGUCACUGUGGAAAGAACAGCCAUUCAUGCCGCAGCAAGGAUGCUUUGGCCAACCCUACCCCCACCCCCCAGGUUCUCAGGCCGGGCGGCGGGCCGGGGCCCGUGGGGUGUGACUCUGUCUGGGACGCCUCCCGGGACAGCCGCCGGCCGUGGGGCUUUGUGGCAUCUGAAACAGACCGGCCUUUGAAAAGGUCUCCAAAGCUGUCCCGUCCGACUGCUGGCAAACGGUUCUGAUGCGGCAGAGACACAGCGGAGCUCAUGAUCACAAAAUGCCCGUGCCUUUGUGAGGCUGGCAUGCAGGAUGGCAGGACAGUCCAGCCACAUGCCCCACGGAGGGAGCCCGAACAACCUCUGUCACACCCCGGGGCCUGCACAUCCUCCUGACCCUCAGAGGCACCCGAAUGCCCUGUCCUUUCGCUGCUCGCUGGCUGACUUCCAGAUUGAGAAGAAGAUCGGCCGAGGGCAAUUCAGCGAGGUGUACAAGGCCACCUGCCUGCUGGACAGGAAGACGGUGGCGCUGAAGAAGGUGCAGAUAUUCGAGAUGAUGGACGCCAAGGCCAGGCAGGACUGUGUCAAGGAGAUCGGCCUUCUGAAGCAACUGAACCAUCCAAACAUCAUCAAGUAUUUGGACUCAUUCAUCGAGGACAACGAGCUCAACAUCGUGCUGGAGCUGGCUGACGCGGGCGACCUCUCCCAGAUGAUCAAGGUGAGGCGUCCGGCGGGGCCAGAGGCCGCCAGGGCCAGGCAGCGCCUCCCCAGCCUCCAGGCCUCAGCCCUGGCCUGGCAGGGGCCCUGCUGGCCUGUCCCCGUGGGUGUUGUUGAUCCAAGACUGCGCACCUGUGUCCGGCCCCCUGGAACUGACAGCCGGGGAAUGACCGGACACCUGCAUGGGCGUCGCCGGAGCGGGUUGGGGGGCUGGAAUCCCAGGGGCAGUGAGGGAGACGCCUACUUGAGGCCAGGUGGGGUGCGGGGCCGGGCAGCGCCACCCCUUGUGUGCUGUGUUUCAGUGGGGACACCGUACUACAUGUCACCCGAGCGCAUCCACGAGAACGGCUAUAACUUCAAGUCGGACAUCUGGUCUCUGGGCUGUUUGCUGUACGAGAUGGCCGCUCUCCAGAGCCCCUUCUACGGUGACAAAAUGAACCUCUUCUCCCUGUGCCAGAAGAUCGAGCAGUGCGACUACCCGCCCCUGCCCGGGGAGCAUUACUCCGAGAAGCUGCGGGAACUGGUCAGUAUGUGCAUCUACCCAGACCCGGACCAGAGACCCGACAUCGGCUACGUGCACCAGGUCGCCAAGCAGAUGCAUGUGUGGAAUUCGGGCACCUGAGGGCUGCUCGAGCUUUAGUGUCUUCUCCCAAGUGGCCACCCGGUAGCCUAGAUCAAGAGACCAGAGGGGUGGGGGCAUCACAGCGGAUGAGGAAUGCAGAAUGCCUGGGGGAGGGGGCCCACUCCGCUGGCCAGUUACUGGCUUGUCCUUUCUUUCAGUUGUCGGGACAGUCUCAGCAGGGGUGGCCCAGGAGCCCCGUGUCCCCACCCGCCCCCACCCUCCCAACCCUCGUUUCUGGAUUGCAAUGUGAAUCUUUUGGAGAAUCCCUUCAGUGGGCAAAGGCUUCUACUAACAGACUUGCAGGAGACCAGUUUGUGGCGAGCCUCUGCAAACGGUUAGCAGCAGUUUAGCUCUUAGAAUCUUCUCAGACCUUCAAGCUGUGCGCUUCACUUUACUCUGUUGUAUAACGAUAACAUGGAACUUAUUUUUUAAAGUACAGCGGAGAUUGUCCUACUAUUUUUAUCUACAUGUGUAACUUGAUGAAGGACGAUGAGGAUCAGCUUCUGACAUAAAAGCUUCUGCGAGGGAGGCGCAGAACUGGAAAGCCGCCUUUUCCGUGUCGCUGGCUCAGCCCCCUCCCAACCCAGACACCCACCAGGCUCCCCCGUGUGGGAGCUGGCAGUUCAUCUCCCAUCAGUGUUAAGCCUUUCUUGGGAGGGAAGGCAGCGUGGGAUACAAAAAAAAUUUCAGGACUUUGCCCUCGGGUAGUUCUCGCCACAAAUUCUGGUUCAGCAACUCCUGGUGUGACCCGGGGCUAGUCUCUUAGCCUUUCCUAGUCUUAGUUUCCUCAUCUAGUAUCUACCUUCAGGGUUGCUGACAGAAUUUGAAUAAAAUACCCAAGUUAUCUCAUACGUGGUAGGUGACCCAAAAAUGGUAGCCACGCACCCCUCACAUCUGCAGUCUGUGGACCACUUUAGUCAACACAACUGUACUAUGUGUAGAGAACCAGAAAUGUGCUCAUGUAUUGCUUGUUCCCAAGUAGGAUUAACUGUGAAAGCUAACUUAUAAAUGUGAACUUCAAGGAAAACUCAAGCUCUGAAGGAAUAGUUGGAGUUUUUUUUUUUUUAUACUCAAGUUAAUCCUCCAGUGGUCUAAGCUGUCUCACUGACUUGGUGACAUUCAGCCUCAGGCUGGCUCCCGCCUGCUCCAUGGGUGUCCCCGUCAGGGGCGCUGGCAUCUGCUCUGGGGGUAAAGGACUCAGGCUGGGCCCUGCUGUUUCCACCUGUGAUCUUGGUUCUACUGUAACACUGUUGGGUUUGAGAUUUUCUUCAGAUGCAACCUUUGCUUUGUACUUGUUCUCCAUGUUUAAAUAAAGUGGGGUCAGAGGGUUA